AUGCGCAUCUGUCCACAGCCCUUUGGAGACCAGAGGGUGCUUUCCUGCCCCGUCUCUGGGAACAAAAGGUCCACUCAAGAGCACUAUGUCCGGCCCGAGGAACAAGUGCUCAUCAACCGCCGAGACAUCACUAGCAAACAGGAUGCCUGGGACGUGGAGGAGUUCAUCACUGGAAUGUAUAUCAAGCAGCUGCUCCGGCACUGGGCCUUUCAGCUGCUGCUGGCCAUGCUGUUGGCGGUCAACUCCAUCACCAUUGCGCUCCGCACCAACUCCGUCCUUGGCCAGAAACACUAUGAGUUGUUCUCUACCAUAGAUGACAUUGUGCUGACCAUCCUUAUCUGUGAGGUUCUCCUUGGCUGGUUAAAUGGCUUCUGGAUUUUCUGGAAGGACGGCUGGAACAUCCUCAACUUCCUUAUCGCCUUUAUCUUGCUCCUGGGGUUCUUCAUUAAUGAACUCAAUGUCAUCUCUAUUACCUACACCCUCAGGGUACUUCGCCUGGUGCAUGUGUGCAUGGCGGUGGAGCCGCUGGCCCGGAUCAUCCGCGUCAUCCUGCAGUCGGUGCCUGAUAUGGCCAAUAUCAUGGCCCUCAUCCUCUUCUUCAUGCUGGUAUUCGCCGUGUUUGGGGUCACUCUCUUUGGUGCAUUCGUGCCCACACAUUUCCAGAACAUGCCAGUUGCGCUGUAUACCCUCUUCGUCUGCAUCACCCAGGAUGGCUGGGUAGACAUCUACAAUGAUUUUCAGAUAGAGACCAGAGACUACGCAAUGGAGAUUGGGGGUGCCCUCUACUUUGCCACCUUCAUCACCAUCGGUGCCUUCAUUGGCAUCAACCUGUUGGUCGUCGUGGUGACCACGAACCUGGAGCUAAUGGUGAAGGCAGGAGAGCAGGGGCAGCAGAAUCAAAUAAACUUCAGGGAGGCAGUCGACAUGGAUGAGUUCGGGAAUUAUGACCUGCCACUAGUACACUGUGCGGUGGCCCGUUUGGAGGUGUCCGGCCUUCCCCAGGAGCCGCUUAUGGGAGCCCCCGUGUCAAACCUCUCAGAAAAGACAUGUGACAACUUUUGCUUGGUGCUGGAGGCAAUACAGGAGAAUUUGAUGCAGUACAGAGAGAUCCGAGAUGAGCUCAACACGAUAGUGGAGGAGGUACGCUCCAUCCGCUUCAACCGGGAGCAGGAAGAAGAGCUGUUGCAUAGGCAUUUCUCAAAGGGCCUGUUGAUGGAGAGCAAGUCUUCCAUGGACAUCCGUGAGAUGACUAGCCAGCAAGACUUGAUCACUGCGCUUGUCUACAGAGAAAAGGCUCAGGAAUCUACCACAAGUAUCCUCCCUAACAAGCACAAGAGUAGCCGCUGA
Messenger RNA from Pteronotus mesoamericanus, 1347 nucleotides. It is a transcript of the gene CATSPER4, whose product is annotated as cation channel sperm associated 4. Gene Ontology annotation, cellular component: sperm principal piece; CatSper complex; acrosomal vesicle. Gene Ontology annotation, molecular function: calcium-activated cation channel activity; voltage-gated calcium channel activity. Bases 1 to 1347 code for a protein of 448 amino acids. The transcript has 11 exons. Lineage: Eukaryota; Metazoa; Chordata; Mammalia; Chiroptera; Mormoopidae. The record is from RefSeq and is a predicted model, not a curated record. Gene Ontology annotation, biological process: flagellated sperm motility; transmembrane transport; sodium ion transport.